AUUAAUAAAUUUAUGAAAUAAAAAAAAAAGUAUAAACGAAAAAAAAAAAUCUUCUUACCACCAUCGACUGAAUGUCACUCUCACUCCCCUCCCACCAUCGACCGCUCAAACCCCCCUCGUGGCCACACUCCGGCUUCUGUUUGCGUCAGCAACGCCACCAAAAGGAAGGUCUCCCCAUCCUCUUCAAUUUCCGCGAUCAAGAUUUCCGAGAACCUAGCCCAAAGUGCUCAAAAUCAAACCUUUAGCCUCGACCUGCCUAUGCUCCUGUUGAUCCGACUUGAUUUUCUAACUUCAACUCGGAUCUCUCUUCUCUUUUUUUUUUUUUUUGUUUGCUGAGAUUUUGGUUCAUGGUUUCUUAUCAUUUGGUAUCUAUUAUUGUUUUGGGUAUUUUGGUUUGAUUAAGUCUCGAGUUUGGUAAAAUGGGUCAAGGUUUGAGGAUGAUGGUGAGGUUCUUGAUGAGCAACAGUGCAGGGGCCUUACUGGUUGAUAGUGAGUUGUUAGGAUUAUGGGUUGCUGGUUGAUGGUGAGCUGUGAGGAGUAUGGGUUAAAUGGCAAUGGAGGGUGCGCAAGAGGUGUUGGGUGGUUCGGUGGUGGUGAGUGCACAGGAGUUGGGUUUAAAGGUGAUUGAUGAUGGGUUAAUGGUGGUGUGAAUGCAAAUGGUGGAGUAUUCGAAAGGAUAAUGGUGAAACCAUGUGGGGCUUAAUAGUUGCCUGUAAUUGAUGCCAAAGAGGUGGUCUGGCUUGAUUGAUGGUUGCCGGAAAAUUAAGUUUUUUUUUUAAUUUCUUAAUUCUUUAAUUUAUUCAAAAAAAAUCUGAUCCAAUCACAUGUCGUCAUGUGGAUUAAUCAAACAACUCAGGAGUUGGCCUGAAAGGAAAUGACAAUUACAGGGGCCCAAUUGAUUGAUUGUUAAAUUCAAUUAAGAGACUUUUCAACCAGGGUUCAAUUGAUUUUUAAAUCAUUAAAAAUGGGCCUUAAUAGUACUUUAGCAAAAUUAGAAAAAGAAAAAAACAGAACAGAACAGAUGGCUAUAUUAGCAAUUACAGCUCGAACGGUGCGUUUGAGUGGCCGAUUGUCUUUGACUCAUUUCACAAUCAGCUCUCUCAGACUAGCCGUUGCCUUACUUUCUCGUAGUCGUAGACUCGAACUGACUGACACUCUCACUAGUCACUGCAAUCUACCGAAAAUUCCAGUUUUGUAUUGCUCAACCUGUUUUCUUUCACCUUCUAAUACUAUAAUUUCACCUUAUUUUCACAAAUUUUAAAACAUAAAAUAUCGUCUCUUUCCCCCUUCCCAUCAUUAACCCUAAUUUGUUUGUGAAAAUGCCUGAACAAGAACCUGCUUUCAUUUGAGAAUUAAGAUCCUAAAGCUGUAACUUUUUGUCUCAGUCUUGAUUAUUGGCGUCAUGUUUCUUCGUCGACUUGCUGUGAUAGUUCCUCGCUCUACAAGGUUCUUCAGCAGUAAAGGUAGCCUUGACCUUGGAAGCACCAUAGCUGAACUCAAUGAGGAAAUGGAAUCUGUCUUUGGUGAACCUCCUCCAGAAGGACUAGCCAAUUCUGGAAAUAGAAGCUGCAUGGCUCAAGAUGCCCACCAUAACGCUCAUGUUAUUUUGGGUUCUACUAAUGAUAAGUUUGCAGCUCAAGAACUGAGCUCUAUAUCUCAUCAUUUAGGUGAAAAUAAGCCUGGUCUGUCCCAUGUUGGCAGCACAGGGAAAGCCCAAAUGGUAGAUGUCUCACCCAAAGAAAAUAGUAGCAGAACUGCUAUUGCUAGUUGUAAAGUAGUUUUGGGGAAAAAGGUGUUUGAUUUGGUCUUGGCCAACCAGAUGGCUAAGGGGGAUGUUCUUACUGUGGCAAAAAUUGCUGGCAUAAAUGGGGCAAAGCACACCAGCACUCUCAUCCCUUUAUGCCACAACAUCACUUUGGCUCAUGUUCGUGUUGACCUAAGACUCAAUCCUGAGGAUUUUAGUGUUGAAAUAGAAGGAGAAGCGGCUAGCACAGGUAAAACUGGGGUUGAGAUGGAAGCAAUGACAGCUGUGAGUAUAGCGGGAUUAACCGUGUAUGACAUGUGCAAGGCCGCUUCAAAAGAUAUCCAGGUCACAGAUAUACGGCUUGAGCGUAAAACUGGUGGGAAGACUGGAUAUUGGUGCAGGGAGGAAUAAGAUUUUGAGGCAGUGCUGCCAAAAUGUUAUGGGUUAAGUGUUUUAGUAGAUAUUUGCAUUUUUUUAGCGGAAUGGUAGUAAUUUAUGUUCUUUUAAACAUGAAACUUGGUGGCUUAUUUCACGUUUUCAUUAAAAUUUACAAUAAAAGGAGGCAUUACGUGUAA
Messenger RNA from Gossypium arboreum, 2319 nucleotides. Its product is annotated as cyclic pyranopterin monophosphate synthase, mitochondrial. Gene Ontology annotation, biological process: Mo-molybdopterin cofactor biosynthetic process. NCBI's taxonomy places the organism in Eukaryota, Viridiplantae, Streptophyta, Magnoliopsida, Malvales, Malvaceae. Bases 1403 to 2155 code for a protein of 250 amino acids. The record is from RefSeq and is a predicted model, not a curated record. The transcript is spliced from 3 exons.